AUGUUUCCUUCCCAGCAGGUACUGCUGGUGCUGCAACAGCCAAUCGGAGUUCUGGGGAUGCGGCAGCGGCUGUGUGAGAUGCUGGUGAAGCAGAGAUGUUUGUUUGAGGGUAGACUUGACCUGAAAACUGGUUCUCCAACAUCACUGGAAGACAAACCAGCCACAGAGGCCGAGGAGCUGCUUUUCCAGGGCAGGGAGAUGGAGGAUUACAACAAGUUUAUUGUAGAUUUACCGAGUGGACUUGGACCAUUGGAUGUGGCAGAAUUUCUACACAAAUAUUAUUCCAGUGGCAUGAAAUUUCUUACCUUGUUCCCUGAUGGCUCUGCUCAGGUCUUUUAUCCCUCAGGCCUCUUGGCUCUCAUUGUUGUGGUCACUGAAGAAAAUGGAAGGGUCUGUGUUGUGUACGAUGACAGCAAUGCCCCCAGUCAACCGAUUAGAGCCGUGUUCCAGUCUGAUGGCAGGGCGACAUGUUACCACAGCAAUGGAAACAUAUGGCUGUCCUUAAACAGAUCCGGCGGUCAGCGCUUGGACGAGGCAGGUGCCAGAGUUCGUCGGUGGAACUGGGGCCUGAGCCUCACUCCCACACCCCUGCACCCUGUCUUUUUGUCCCUCAACAAAACCGUUGGCGUCCGAGUCCUUGGGAAGGAACAAGUGUUUGUUUCCUUCCUUGCACAAGGCCAACAAGCAAAGUUCAGCGUGGGCGCCUGCUCUUCUCAGGGUGGAUCUAAAGCUGAUGGGCCUGCUUCUGGACCAUCAGUAAUAAAGGAGGAGCUCUUAGUGUUGGCAGCCAGGCUUCGGAUCCAUGUGGCCAUUCGGCAUCUUCACCAGUACUUGAUGACGCCCUCCCGUCCCCUGCUGCCCAAGACCGCACAAGCCCCUCACCUCCAUGGUGCUGCUCAAAGGAUUCUGGAAGUCAGUGCUCAUACGAUGAUGAGUGACAGUGAGAGAGCCUUCAUCCUUAAGUGUCUUCAGGACUGUAUCUGA
Molecule: messenger RNA, 984 nt
Organism: Toxotes jaculatrix (banded archerfish)
Lineage: Eukaryota; Metazoa; Chordata; Actinopteri; Toxotidae
Product: glutamate-rich protein 6
Exons: 7
Coding region: 1-984 (327 amino acids)
Source: RefSeq, a predicted model, not a curated record